Molecule: messenger RNA, 2109 nt
Organism: Penicillium cataractarum
Lineage: Eukaryota; Fungi; Ascomycota; Eurotiomycetes; Eurotiales; Aspergillaceae
Product: Zn(II)2Cys6 transcription factor
Exons: 3
Coding region: 1-2109 (702 amino acids)
Biological process (GO): positive regulation of transcription by RNA polymerase II
Cellular component (GO): nucleus
Molecular function (GO): DNA-binding transcription factor activity, RNA polymerase II-specific; transcription cis-regulatory region binding; zinc ion binding
Source: RefSeq, a predicted model, not a curated record
AUGGCGCAAUCAUAUCAUCAGUCCCAGGCAGCCCUGGCAGGCUUCCUCGACUCAAUGCAACAAGACACUAGUAUGUCCGCAUACAACUUGUUCGGUCCCACGCAAUAUCCCGAGAGUGUCGCCUUCUGGCAUGACCCUUCCGCGGCGCCGCCCAUGGCCCUUCCCGCUCCGUCAUACCCGCCCAAGCAACCGACCUUACUCCAGCCCAUCCCGGACCAGAAGAAACACAAGCGCACCCGCAGCGGCUGCUUUACUUGUCGAUCACGCCGCAUCAAAUGCGACGAGGGACGCCCUAUUUGCGAGCGUUGCCGGAAAGGUAGUCGGGACUGCGUCUAUCCCUCGCCAACCGCCCCUUCGGCUAAGAGCUCCCGCUCAAGUGCCAAGUCACGCAGUGCUCGCCCUCAGUCGCAGGGUAGUGACUCAUCCGGCAAAGUGGACGUCGAGGAAAUCAGCCCGUUAGAGCCUAUCAUCGACGAAGAAGAGCCCGAAGGUACUGAUGUAGGGUCGGGACUAUCGCCAAUGAGCGGUAGCGGUACUGGCCAGUCACGACAUGAUCUGCAUCGCACACAAAGUGGCCAGUCACUGCGGAAACGCAGCAUCAAACAGCCAUCCGAGGCGGGAUCAUUCCAUCUAGAACCGAGUAGCUCUCCAUCGACCGAGUCAUCGAGAUACGAGUCGAUGAGCGUGCGGUCGGCCAGUAUCAGCCAGUCUACGCUCGACUUGCUCAAUAAUAGUCGACUGUCGGAUGAUUUACGGUUCUAUUUGGAUUUUCAUCAACAGUUUAUCUCGCAUGAGCAUUUCUUUUUGAGACAGAGCAGCGCUCGUUUCAUCCAUCACAGCAUUAUCGAACUUGCACUGGGGUAUGAGCCGUUACUGUUUGCUCUGGUGGGAUUCGCGGCAUAUCAUCACACCUUGCAGAGUGGAGGGAAGCUCUAUGCAUUUUUGAAAUAUUAUAACAAGGCUUUGGUGCUCUUGCGAAAAUCUUUGGAAUCGGGCGAGGAACACAGUGAAGCAACGUUGUGCACAGUUCUCGUUUUGACAACGUUUGAGGAGUAUAUCGGUGAUUGGGUGAAUCUCAUCGAUCAUCAUCAGGCUGCACACGCCUUGAUGCGAGAACUAUUGACACCCGAAUCCUCUAAUUUGAUCGAACUCCAUACCAACAUCUUCCUCUGGUACGCUCGAUUCGACGUGGUGGCAGGCAUUCUAGCCGGCACCGAGGCGAUCCUUGGCCGUGACUGGUACAUGGCAAAGGAGCAAUACGAUGCCGAGCAAGCAGCCCUUUACCCCGACGAUCCAAGCAAACAGCUGGCCCUCGUAGCCUCGAUCAAUCGACGCUUUGGACUGGACAUGGCCUCGUUAUACGCCAAACUCUCGCGUGGCAUGAUCCCUAUAGACCAGUUUGCCCUACAAAACGAACAACUUGGUCAAACGUUGGAACAUGCAAAGAAUAUCCUCAAACAAUUCGAUGAUUGUGAAGAUACCGUGCGAUCAUAUCCAAAUCAGCAACCGCUAACGGACGACGAUAUCGUGGACCCGUACGUACCGGGCUUCAUAUUUCAGGGACCCCUGUGGGAUGCAAAUUAUGCGAGAAUCGAUCUUCUUUCCACCGAGUUGAUGUUUAAAUAUCAAACCAUGCUUUCGUUGAAGCAGCCGCUUCUCCAGGAUUUGCAACGGUUGGCCUUCGAACAGUGUCAGUUGAUUGAGACGAUAUCACGCUGGCCAGACAGGGGCAACGGAUAUUGCAUUGGCUUCAAGAACAGUAUUGGUCUUUCGAGCAUGUUCUUGCCCAAGGACUUGAAGCACCAGAUGUGGUCGAGGCACAAGCUGGCCUUGAUGGAACAAAAUGGGUAUAUCAUUGCCCCUCGAUUCCGCGCCGCCAUCGCCGCCAUCUGGCAACUCCCCGAUAUUCACCACUGGUGGCUUCCCAAUGACGAAGGCUACUCAGAUAUUAUCCGCGAGGUCCGGGGCAUGUCUGAAGAGCGAAUGAGCCAACCUUUGGAUGAUUUCCGGGAGAAUGUGCGGGACAUGAAAUCCCUCUUCUGGAAGCUUAGUGUGGAUGAUCAGGGUGAAGACCAGAGCCCUUCCAGUAGCCACAACAGCUAUACGUGA